Messenger RNA from Kwoniella botswanensis, 513 nucleotides. RefSeq lists its product as uncharacterized. The record is from RefSeq and is a predicted model, not a curated record. Lineage: Eukaryota; Fungi; Basidiomycota; Tremellomycetes; Tremellales; Cryptococcaceae. Bases 1 to 513 code for a protein of 170 amino acids. The transcript has 4 exons.
AUGUUCAACGCUCACACCGCUGACAUAGGUAUGUCCUCCAACGGUGUAAGUCGAAAUAUCGUUCACCGGGAAAGAAUCCCAAAAAGUGGACGACAUGUAGCUGAUAGCUGCUUUGUAUCGGUUUGGUCUUGGUACUACCUGCAAUUCCCUCAUUAUACUGUUGCACCUUAUCGUGCAUUUAGGGGAAGUUGGUCCACUUCGGGAGACUAUUCAUAUUCUCAAUAUACCAAUCGAACUAUUGCGUACACUUGGCAAGCUAGCCUCGCCUCAGACAUUCGACAGAGAAUCGGUUUCACCGUCUACCACAGCAGUGACACACUGGGAAUUUUCUAUACAUGGUACGAUUACGUUUCGUCCAAGACCACCGGCGAUACAGCCUUGAUCGGUGCUUCUGGAGCAGGAUUCAGUAAGCCAUACAAUAUAACGUAUUUGCAGAACACACCUGGCAAGAUUCGUGCUGGUGUGAGAUUAGCCUUUGAUACCAAUUGUAAUGGUAGUAUCACCGUUGGUUGA